UCAAUUAGUAAUAUUGUAAUUGAUCUGCAAUAAUGAAUACAUACUUGACAAUAUCAUUAAUAUUAAUUAGCUCAGUAAUUAUAUUAAUAACCCUAUUCAUCUUAUUUCAAGAUAAUACUCAAUUACAUAAGAUAAAUCGAAGAGAGCGUGAUAUUGCCACCUUAGAUCUAAAAAAAAACCUCAGAUUAUUCAAUACAGUAAACAAUGAAAUAAGAGAAGAAGAUGUAUCAAGAAUCGAAAAAUAUUCAUUCGAUCCGAAACAACGACCACACAGUGAUUUUCAAAACUGGCAAUAUCGAGCUGAAAAUUUAGGGGAAUUUAUUGGAUUUGCUAUCAUACUGCUUUGGAAUUCGAUCACAAUAGACAAUGAGCCUGUCACAGAUAACAUAAAAAAAUAUUUGAAAAUAGUCGAAGACAUUAUCACGCGUCUUCUGAAUGCUUUGUCCCGAAAAUUUACUAAUGACGAAAUACCCUGGGGUGAUACAUGGCGAUUGUUUUGGAUCGACUUGCCAACAUUGUUCUCAAUGUACCAAAUAAUCGGUACUGAUGACAAAUUAAAACGCCAAUGUCAUCGAACGAUCAUAAAAUUGAUCCCUUCCGUGGACUUGAAGCUUAAAUUUGAUGACUUUGAUCCCGUGAUCGAUUUUAUAAAUAUGUCGAUACCCCGUUUGGUGACGAAUUAUUUUUAUAAUCACCCAGGUUUUAUAGCAGAUCAAAAAAAUUAUAAAUUUACUGAUCUGAAAAAUUAUUUAUCAAAAAAGUAUAACAAAGGUGACGAAAUUAGCGAUGGAAUUUAUCAAGAUUUAUCAGCAGUGAUGCAUGAUGACGUAAUAAAUUAUGGUGAAUUUUUCCGUAUUAUCAAUUCGCUGCAAUUUCCUGAUUUUUAUGCCGCCAUUUGCUCGAGUCUCAACUUGUCAUCAAAUUUGUACAAUUUCAGCAAAAAACUGAUUCCGAAACUCCUCCAUCCGUCAAUUAAUUAUACGACUCUUGGACUAAUGUUCAGCAACGCUAUGAGAACUAGUCAGUAUCCGUAUUGGGGUAUUACGGGCACAUUGGGUGUAUUCAUAUUUCCAUUUGGUGGAAUCGGUCUGUUUAAAACCGAUAAGUUUUCAUUUUCGGUGAAGAUACAGCAGUCGGGCAUUGCCAGUUUCGAAAAAUACAGUGGCAAUAUUUAUUCGGAAGCUCCGGGUUGGAUCCAAUUACGGAAGAUUUAUUUUAAAGAUAAAAAUUAUGCUGACUUUGUUGAUUGGAAUGUCUUAAAAAAUGAACCGGGAAUAAUUUCUUAUGCAGACGAUAAAUGUCCGGUACUCGAGUCUUCAGUUAAAAAAUUUUACAGUUCAAAAAGUAAAUGCAAUUUUAUUGGACGCUUGAAUACUUACGAUCUUUUAUUCUGGAGAUCCGAGUAUUUUAUUGAUAAUUUAAUAAAUUGUCAUGUGUUAGAAGUUGGAAUCGUGACGGACAAUGGAUUGGAGUCGAUUUAUAGAAUCAAUAAUCGAUAUAAUGUUGCGAUUAAAUUUCAGUAUGAUGAUAAGAGUAAUAGUGGCCUGUUGAAGUGUUCAAUUAACCAGACAUCGUUGGAAUUAAUGGACGGGUGUGUCAGUAUCCAACCGGGUGAAACUGUGACAUUUAAUUGGCGAAUGCUGAUUGACGAUAGUGUUAAAAGUAAAAUGAAUAUUUCUGCAAUGAAUAAUUUUAAAUUUGAGUAUCGGAAUUUUAGUUAUUUGAUAGAGUCACAAAACAUGCCAGAGUAUUUUACAGUUAAGCAGAAUGAUGAAGAUGUCUUGCUUGGGAGCUCUAUUCCUACUGAAACAGAUUCUAUCUCGUAUGAAAGUACUGUUUGGGAAAGAGAUAUUGAAACAAUGAUGUAUGAAAAACGAGUUGCUUAAUUGAACUGCUCGACAAUAAUUACCGAUUUUGAUGAUCAUUUGACAAUUAUUGGUUCAUUUUUU
Molecule: messenger RNA, 1949 nt
Organism: Microplitis demolitor
Lineage: Eukaryota; Metazoa; Arthropoda; Insecta; Hymenoptera; Braconidae
Gene: Odv-e66-13
Product: putative envelope protein ODV-E66-13
Exons: 1
Coding region: 33-1886 (617 amino acids)
Source: RefSeq, a predicted model, not a curated record